AGUUUGGACGGGUGCAGCAUCAGGUCUGUUGAGAUGAAGUACAGAGCACUAUUCGUCCUCACUCUCCUCGUGGCAGGGAGCAGCCGAUCGGAAGCCGUAGGUUACUGCGGGUCUCAUGGCGGCUCCCCCUACGACUACAGGGAGCUUCUGUGUCACGCGCUGGUCUUCUACGAAGCGAACCGCUCGGGCUACUUGCCCUCGGACCAGCGCGUCGAGUGGCGCGGCGACUCUGCGCUCAACGACGGCGCUGACAACGGCGUCAACCUUGAGGGCGGCUACUACGAUGCGGGCGAUUUGGUGAAGUUCGGGUUCCCGCUGGCAUAUACCGUCACCUUCUUGUCCUGGGGCUACAUCACCUACGGAGAGGGAUACGUCCAGGCCGGUCAAACUCAGUACCUCGAGAAGACCAUCAAGUGGGCUACCGACUUCAUCCUGAAGGCUCAUACGACACCGACCACCAUCUGGGCGCAGGUUGGAGACGGUGAUCUGGACCACUCAUUGUGGGGACCUCCGGAAGAUAUGACAAUGGCGAGGCCUUCGUAUAAGCUAGACCAGAAUGCUCCUGGUUCAGAGGUUGCUGCAGAAUCAGCUGCUGGACUUGCAGCAGCUUCCAUCGUGUUUAAGAACAGCAAUCCCAGCUACUCAGCUACUUUGCUGCAAGCCGCAAAAGAGCUUUUUGACUUCGCUAACAACUACAGGGAGAUGUACACCAACUCUCUACCUGAAGCCGCCGAUUUUUACGUAACUUUUGGUUACGGCGAUGAGCUGACAUGGGGCGCCAUUUGGCUGUACCGCGCCACCGGUGACGACAGCUACAGGGCCCUCGCCGAGCAACUCUUCACCGAGUUCGACGUCGCGUACGGCGCGAGUUUCAGCUGGGAGAACAAGAAAUCUGGAUGCAUCGCUUUGUUUGCCGAGCUGCUGGGUGGCAAUUACCUCAACAUCCUUCAGUCAAAUGCUGCUGAACUUAGGAAUUUCCAGACCACUCCGGGCGGCCUGCACUACUUCCAGCACUGGGGGUCCCUCAGAUACGCGCUCAACCACGGCUUCAUCGCAUUCAGGGCUGCUGAUCUCGGCCUCGACACUGCGGCCAACAACGAGUUUGGCGAGCGUCAGAUUAACUACGCAUUAGGCUCGAACCCCCGAAGCAGCUCCUACGUCGUUGGGGUGGGCAACAACCCGCCGACCCACUGCCAUCACAGAGCUGCCUCGUGCCCAGGCCCAGGUAUCCCAUGCGGUUGGGACUACGGCAAUUCAGCCAACCCUAACCCCCACAUCCUCUACGGUGCUCUCGUCGGGGGACCUGAUCAGAAUGACGGCUACACCGACGAGCGCCAGAACUGGGAGCAGAACGAAGUUGGUUGCGACUACAACGCUGCGCUCGCCGCCAACCUUGCCCGCAUGAUCACCCACCAGCCGCUGUAACGUCUUCCUGCUUCACCGAGCAGGAGGUAGAGGCUCUCGGGGAACCUGGCCGAGAACUCCUGGAUCUUUUCUCUUAUGGAUGAUUUCUCUUGAAAAUACUACCGAAAAGUUAAAAGGAGCAUUCUUCAAUUUGUAAGGAAUUGUGUAAUGAAAAAAUGUCCAUUAAAAAAUGUAUAUGGCACUCA
Molecule: messenger RNA, 1610 nt
Organism: Hyalella azteca
Lineage: Eukaryota; Metazoa; Arthropoda; Malacostraca; Amphipoda; Hyalellidae
Product: endoglucanase E-4
Exons: 13
Coding region: 34-1425 (463 amino acids)
Biological process (GO): carbohydrate metabolic process
Molecular function (GO): hydrolase activity, hydrolyzing O-glycosyl compounds
Source: RefSeq, a predicted model, not a curated record